AUGGAUCGAUUGUUCCCGCAGAUUGUACAACUAUUUCCUUUUUGCCUUAGAGGUGAGCGCCAUAAUUGUUCAUUUUCCAUGCAUUUUGUACAAGUUACUGUUGCUGCGAUAAAGUUUACGUUGUGUAGCCGUCUUUCUUCAUUAUCAUUUUUUAUCACUUCAUUUUGUGUGGCCUCAAAAUCGAAAGUAACCAGACGAUAAUCAACUCCUUUUUUCAGUUCCAAGGGGCGAAUAAAACAUCCUCUAUC
Molecule: messenger RNA, 248 nt
Organism: Meloidogyne enterolobii
Lineage: Eukaryota; Metazoa; Nematoda; Chromadorea; Rhabditida; Meloidogynidae
Source: the annotation of a GenBank genome assembly